AUUAAGGAAGGAUGCCUCAAAAGAUAAGAGCUGUGUAUAGAAAUAAAGAAAACGAAAAGUGUGAGAAACCUUUUCGCACACAUCUACAGCGAGAAAACUAGUAUACGCCGCAAUGGCCACUCCAGACGCAACAUCGGCAAGUUACCAAAGAUCCGGAUUCUCCCAGAAGAUGGGAUGGGGAACUCGACCAGCACUCGUUUUGGUAGAUGUCUGCAAAGCAUAUUGGUCUGAGGGAUCUCCCCUCGAUACAAGCUCCAACCCCGAGAGCGUGGCUGCCCCUGAUUCCAUGCGCAAGCUUGUUGCUGCAGCUCGUUCAGCGAAAGUUCCCGUGAUCUGGACCAAAGUGUACUAUGAUCGAGAAGAUAUGGCCGAUGCUGGACUGAUGUAUAAGAAAGCGAAAGUCCUCACCGUCUGGCAGAAAGGUGACACGAGAGGCUUCGAUGGAUACGUGGAUGGACUCGUGCCCGAACCACAAGACACGAUCGUGACGAAGAAGAUGCCGAGCGCCUUCUUUGGGACGACACUUGCAGCAGAUCUUCAUCUCCUCAAUGUCGAUACUCUGGUCAUCUGUGGUGUGAGUACAAGUGGUUGUGUUCGGGCAACGACAUUGGACGCCAUGCAAAAUGGCUUUAGACCAAUGGUCGUAGGAGAAGCUUGCGGAGACAGAACGCCGGAGAUCCAAAGAACUAACUUGUUCGAUUUGAAUGCAAAAUAUGCAGAUGUGGUUUCGGAAGGGGAGGCGGUUGAAAAGUUGACGGCUGGAUGGAGUUAGUGGAACAUUGAGCAAGCACGUGACUCUUGAUGAUCCGUGUUUGCAUAACAAGUAUUACAUUCGUCAAUCGCCAGUAUAUGAUCUGAUUAUUAAUUGUCUACCAAGAAAGACGGACUGUAAUCCCAUACUCGCCUGUUCCGUUUUGGUCUCUGGGCGUGAGCAGCUGCUGCCUUAACCUGAGCUAAGGGUGAGCAGAGCUUGAGCUAGUGAGAGAUGUGACUAGGAUACAUCUAUGGAUUGGCCCAGUUAUCUUUCAUAGGACAUAGUACUGUGCCGUUAGAUUUAUCAACAUCUUAGUUCGCGGGUACCUGACAGACUGAUAUAGAGAUAAAGCCUUAGAAGCGUUUACGGCAAUCGAUCUACGUAACAU
Messenger RNA from Mollisia scopiformis, 1142 nucleotides. RefSeq names its product isochorismatase hydrolase. The record is from RefSeq and is a predicted model, not a curated record. The coding region runs from base 113 to 772 and encodes 219 amino acids. NCBI's taxonomy places the organism in Eukaryota, Fungi, Ascomycota, Leotiomycetes, Helotiales, Mollisiaceae. The transcript is spliced from 2 exons.